Molecule: messenger RNA, 1232 nt
Organism: Paramecium primaurelia
Lineage: Eukaryota; Ciliophora; Oligohymenophorea; Peniculida; Parameciidae
Source: the annotation of a GenBank genome assembly
AUGGGUUAAGAAUUUUAUAAUAUGUAAAAUAUUAAAAGACAAAAAUCUAUUUUUGAUUAAACAUUUAGUUAAAGGGCAACAACCACAGCAGAAUCAAAAAGGACUUGUAAAAUACCUAUACAGAUUAUUGAUUUCAAAAAUAAAUUUGAAACUUAUCUUUCUGGAUAAACUUCAUGUGUUGAUGUUAUUAAAUAUAAUAACAGCUUGCCAACUAAAAAAUAUAGAAAUGUAAAACUAAUUAGUAAUAUUUAGAGUAUUUUAACAAAAAGGAAAACUCUUCAUAUUACAAAUACAAUCACUUAAUAAGAAACAAUGAUCGAUUAUAACGACAUAAAAGAAUUCAUUGUUAACCAUGAUUAAAACUAUACUGAAAUUAAGAAAACUCUCAAUACUUAACCUUCUCUACCAGAAAGAAAAUCAUCAAAAUAAGGAUUCAGAACUUAUAUUAAAAGUGAUUAUUAGGAAAAUAAAUAAUUGGGUCACUUGAAUUUAAUAGCAGAAGAUUAUCGAUCAUAAAUUAGAAAUAAUAAUUUAGUUUCAAGUCCUGAUUAGUUGAGUAUAAUAUUAUUUUUAUUGGUAGUAUUUAAGAAUAAAAUCAAAGCAAGAACUAAACAUAUGGCAUUAAUUAAGUAUUUAUCAAGCGUGCAUUUAGACCUAAAUUGGAUUCAGCAAACAUGUAAUCUCGAAUAAAAUAGUUAAAAUUAGAAAAUGGAACAAAAUAACCAAUAGUAGAUGUUUAUUAGAAAGUAAAAAUGAAAAUUAAUAAUCAUAGUUAUUUAGAGCAACAUCAGAUCAUUUUUUAGAUGCCUUAAAAUUAAAUUGUAAUGUGAGAACAACUGAAUUAAAUAAAAUGGGAGAAUUAGAUUUCUAUGAGUAAUAUAAUUGAUAAAUCAAAUAUAGGUUAGAUAAUAGAUAAAAAGCAAUUUCUGAAAGACUUCCUAAAAAAUCAAUUUAUGGAAAUUAAAAAUAAUUGAAAUACAAUAAAAAUUGUCCAACAAAUCAAUUUGAUGAUUGUAUUUUAGAUGAAUCUAUUAUUUCAGAAACAGAAGGUUUUCUAUAUUUAUUAUAUUCAAGCUAAAUUAAAUAUCUUUUAUGGUCAAAGCAAAGAUUAUUAAAAAAAAAUAAUGAAUCGAAAUGAAAAUCCUAAUAAAGUUGUAAAUAUAAUUUCAAAAAUUGAUUAAAUUAGAGAUAAUAUCUACAAAGUCAAUAAAAAUAAAUUAUAUUGUGAUUGA